Klebsormidium nitens is the source of this 1253-nucleotide messenger RNA. NCBI's taxonomy places the organism in Eukaryota, Viridiplantae, Streptophyta, Klebsormidiophyceae, Klebsormidiales, Klebsormidiaceae. The record is from the annotation of a GenBank genome assembly.
CCUCAGGAACAUGAUGCUCCAACUUCUCAGCUGUCUUCACUCUGUCCACAGUGCCAGAUACCGUAGGCAGCUCCUACCGUAUUUAAUAGAUUGGGGUGAAAGGUUUUCCUGAACACUGAGGCGCAACGAAAGCUAGAAAGGUCAGACGCAGCCGGGAUUCAAGGACUAAAAUCAGAGGAAUCAGAGGUGACGCCCAGCGAAAGGUGCGGCCAGUCUGCAACCUCAUUUUCCUGAGAAGAGUACUGUGCACAAUGGCUAGCAAAGUGCAGGUUGCUGAGAUUCCGUCUGGUGGCUCGGAACCAAAGGGAAAGGCAGGUCCUCCUCCAUCCAAGAGCGAUUUCCCAGCUACUCCUGCUCAGUCCGCUGAGAAGGUGCAGCAAGACAAGCUGGGGGACACCGUGAAGCCUGAACAGCACGAAGCAUCAAAGCUCGGCGGAAAGCCAGGAGAAUUGAGAGAACUGGGUGGAAAACCGGUCACAUCAGAGGAUGCUGCACACAUUGCUGCAGCGGAGGCUGCUGCUGGAAAGUCUACCGGAGCUGGCAGUCUAGCUGCAAGGGCCCAAUCUGCAGCGGCUGCCAAUGAGAGGGAGGGUGCUCAAGGGAGCCAGCAGACCUCCAAGCCUAGUGCAAACGGUGCUUCCAAGCGGGAUGCCCCUGAGGCGCUCAGCGACAAGCCUGGGGAGAGGCAGGCAGACAAGAAGAGGGACGUGACAGAGCCGAAAGUGCACUACUACAAGGAGAAGGAGAGCAAGGAGGAGGACGAAGGCGGCAUCUCCUAUGCGUCAGCACUCAGGCGGCCAAAGGAGGAGGUUGAGGUUGAGAGGCGGGAGGAAGCAGAGAGGGAGAACGGCCUCCGGAAGUGGCUGGUCCCGGGAGCAGUGGCGGUCCUUGUGGUCGGGGUGGCGGUCGUAGUUGUCUCGGCCUUCUCAAAGAAUAAGCAGCACAGCAGCAGACGCUAGGCUAGGCUUAGUUAUCGAAGUGGGAUCACUUGUAGAAAGUCAGCGGUGAAAGGCGAGAGUCGAACGUGCAUGUAGGCUCAUGAAAGCUACUACUAGCGGCCAGGCCUAAAUGGUCCUGGAGCGAUUGAUGUGACAUGUUUUCGCAGUGUUUCGAAAAGACAGGGCACGCCAUUAGCCGCUUGAAACUUCAUCUUAUCAGAUGCCUGCAAAUCAAUGUGCUGCUCAGCUCUUCAACCUUCGUAACCGGGCAGACGGAUCUGCGUUGCCAAACCAAGAAGGGAAACCAUCUGACCC